Molecule: messenger RNA, 862 nt
Organism: Hevea brasiliensis (rubber tree)
Lineage: Eukaryota; Viridiplantae; Streptophyta; Magnoliopsida; Malpighiales; Euphorbiaceae
Product: ferredoxin C 2, chloroplastic
Exons: 6
Coding region: 10-654 (214 amino acids)
Molecular function (GO): iron-sulfur cluster binding
Source: RefSeq, a predicted model, not a curated record
UUUGAGGGUAUGUUCGCUCACUCUCCUUCCUUAUCCAUUGAACGUAAAGCAAACGAAUUGAACGAAGAGAAAGAAAUUAAACAUCCAACCAUGGACCUUAUUUCUUGCUCCUUCUGCUCCACUCUCCACUCCAAAUCGGCGAGUCUCCGGCAAUUUUUAUCUACUAAUCGUACUAGUUAUAAUUCUACUUCCGCAAAAUGCCGCCUCAAAACGACAUCGGAGCUCCAAACACCGGUGGGAGUUACCGGCCGAGACGGUUAUCAUUCUCCAUCAAUUCCCAUCCAUAAAGUCACUGUUCGUGACAGGCAACGAGGACUCGUUCACGAAUUUCUCGUUCCUGAGGAUCAAUAUAUAUUGCAUACUGCUGAAUCACAGAACAUUUCACUUCCAUUUGCUUGCAGGCAUGGUUGUUGCACUAGCUGUGCUGUACGUGUAAAAUCUGGACAUAUUAGACAGCCAGAAGCACUAGGGAUAUCUGCAGAACUGAAAUCAAAGGGUUAUGCGCUUCUUUGCGUAGGUUUCCCAUCUUCUGAUCUUGAAGUAGAAACACAAGAUGAGGAUGAGGUGUAUUGGCUUCAGUUUGGAAGAUAUUUUGCCCGUGGACCAAUUGAAAGGGAUGACUACGCACUGGAGUUGGCCAUGGGUGAUGAAUAGGCAAUUUGUCACAAGUAAUGGAACCAAAAAGUUAGGAUCCAGCUAGUCUAGCAUCCGGAUUGUUUUUUCCAUCCCUUUACUCUUCAUUUUGAGUUUUGACCCUUCUUUUAUGUGUAAUGAUUAUCACUCAGAAUGGGCUGUAUAUUAUAAAUGGUUUAUCUGAAAAUCAAGUGUUGCUAUAAGAUAUGCAGUAUCCUUCCAUUGUGCA